Anolis carolinensis (green anole) is the source of this 1768-nucleotide messenger RNA. RefSeq lists its product as uncharacterized. The transcript is spliced from 6 exons. The coding region runs from base 1 to 1638 and encodes 545 amino acids. Lineage: Eukaryota; Metazoa; Chordata; Lepidosauria; Squamata; Anolidae. The record is from RefSeq and is a predicted model, not a curated record.
AUGACGAGUGGGAAGCAGGGCGAGUGGAGUGACGAGCUUAAAAGACUCGGAGAAUUUCGGUCUGCCCAUCGGCACGAGGAACGGGCAUCUCCGGCUUUUCCCGUCAUGGAUGCCCGUGCCCGUUCUCCCCAGAAACAAGGCCAGACCGUCUGGACAUCGGCUCCCCGAAAUCAUGUGCCUCCGGCGCGUGUGAGGCCUUGUGUGGAUGGCCAAGUGGGGAACCUUCGUCGGCGACUCCGGCCGGGUUCUGGGUUCGAGACGUUGACCAUGUUUUCAAGGAAGAAGCGCGACUUGAUGAAGACGCCGUCCAUCUCCAAGAAGGGCCGGGCGGCCAGUCCCGUGCCACACGCGGCCACGAUGGCGCGUGGUCAUCUGAGGGAGUCCUCGGUCGGAGGGAAGCUCCGGUGUCCGGCCCUUCUCGGCCAGGGCUCCCUUCUCCUCCGGAACCCUCCCCACGUUCCGGAUCCAUCCCGUUGUCCCGGGCAGCGGCCGCCACGGAGAUCGCCGUUGUUACGAGCGGCGGCCGUUGGUGGGUCUUCCCUUCAUUGCUUCAUCGCUUCCAUCUCCUCGUUGGACCAAGGCCGUGGUCGAGCUCGGCUACUCGAGAGAGAGAGAGGCCCAUUCCGGAGCGGUGGUGCCUCUGGCCCUGGCCGCCUCCUUCUUCCAGAGGGUGACCACAGCAUCGGCAGAACCACCAGCCGAGGAGGCCGGAAGCUCCCCAAACGCCGCCGGGAAUCCCUCCGGAUCCGGGAGCCUUUGGACCAUUUCCAUAGGUCCUCCACCCCGGCAGAGAGUCUCAGCCUGGUCAGAAACACCAUGAAGCGACUGGUGCAUUACCAGUGCUGCACAUGGAGCGAAGGGGUGGAGCUCCCACCAAUCCAGCCAACGACCACCUACCACAGGGUCAGCAGCCGCCCGCUGGAGCGCCCGUCCCCGCUGCCGCCGCCUGUCCCUGCCCACCACCACCACCCCGUGGCACCGGCCGGGCCUCGUCGUGCACGCUGGGAGCCGGCCGCCCACCGUGCCGACGAGGCCCGCGCCAGGAAGACCGGCCUGGCGUUCCAAAAAUUAGAGGAGGCUGCCUGGCGUAUUUAUAGAGACCACCACGAGCGGCAGUGGGCGGCGAUGAAGGAAGGCCGGUGCGACGUGGUGGCCCUGCGUGAGGCCCAGCGGACAGCCCUCGUCGCCCUCUUCCGCCGCUUCCUCUUCUUUGAGUUGCCAAGGCUCAAGGUGCACUCCCGGCGGGCCCGUGACGCCCAGGAGCGGCUCUUGGCCCUCCUGGAAGCUGAGGUCCGCCGGGGGUGCCCUUGGAGGAAGAUCAGCUUAUUAAUCCAACGGGCCGAAGAAGAGGAGGCGGCGGAGGAGGGCGGCGAGGAGGGCGAGGCGGCGGAGGAGGAGGUGCAGCAACACCCGCCCUCGCCUCCCCGCCUCGCCACCGUCCGCCUGUCACCACCCUGCCAGCCUCGGCCACCACCUCCCCGGCCUUCCUUCACCGCCGCCCAAGCUCGCCGCCGCAGCCUCCUCGGACGCCAGGCCAGGGCCACCGUGGGCAGGGACCCACACCAAGGCGGCGGCAGUGGCAGCGGACAAGGCCUCCAGCUGGCGGUCGUCGGGAAGGCCGUUGCCAAGAGGCCGUGAGCCCCCCGCCCAGCUCCAACGGCGAGGGUCCGGAGGGGAGGCCGGGGGUUGGGCCGGAUCUUGGGGCGGACACAAGGGGUUGGUGGCGCGCCCCUCUCCACAUCUGCUGCCGGGGCCCCUGAAGAACGUG